AACGUUGCGAGUGCGGAGCCGCCGAGUGCGCGGUGGUGUUCCCGGCUACGUCGCGAUUCGGGGAAGGGUGUAGUCCCGACGGUGUAUGUUGUGUGGGUGCUCGCGCGCAUUUCCGGCGCGCGCGCGCGCGCGCGCGUCCCCUCCCCCUGCGCUUCGUCACUUCGCGCUCGGCGACGUCUUUGACGACGGGAGCGUACGGCAGCUCCGCCGCGUGAUUAACCUCACGCGCGAUAUUUCAGCAUCCGCUGGACCACCUUGCUCAUUCGAGGAUGCGUUCGAAACGAGGACGUAUUCGCGAAAUCACCGAUCUUGACGUUAAUAAACAAACAUAAUGAGGAGAGCGAAAGGAUCUCUCAAUCACAGGAAAUAGCGGGCUAAAUUCUUUAGCAUUCGUAUCGUUGAUAAAUUAAUUGAUUGUAUUAUGUGUCGGUGAUUAAUUUUUUUCAGCGUUAUGUCCGCGCGGCAAAUUCCCUCGUGCGCUUUUACGGAGCAAGCGAUUGGCGUAUUCGAAAUAUCGCACGAAAUAUCGGACGUUCCGUCUCGAAACUCGCAAUUUCAAUAUUUAUGGGAUUUUGUUCUUUGUCAGUGAGUUGACGCAGAACGGUGGAAGGAGACAUACCAAAACUCGCAUUCCUGUAAAAAUAGCAUCGCAAAAAUUCGGAUUGGUGACCGACGAAAUUCGCGGCUUUGUCCAGUAUCGCUGACCAAGCUUCUCUACAGAUAUGGCUAAGGAUUUUGUGCGCCACUUUUAAUUAACACAUCAUCUUUUCAAUAUGGAUGAUGAAGAAGGAGCUUCAAGUUCUGGACCGAUGUCUUCGUUAAAUAGUUUGUUCUCGUUCACCAGCCCCGCUGUGAAAAAACUGCUUGGUUGGAAGCAGGGGGAUGAAGAAGAAAAAUGGGCUGAAAAAGCAGUAGAUUCAUUAGUAAAAAAACUGAAGAAGCGCAAAGGUGCGGUCGAAGAGUUAGAGCGAGCGCUUAGCUGUCCUGGAACACCGAGUAAAUGCGUAACGAUUCCCAGGAGUUUGGACGGCAGAUUGCAGGUUUCUCAUCGCAAGGGUCUGCCACAUGUGAUAUAUUGUAGGGUUUGGCGAUGGCCGGAUCUCCAAUCGCAUCACGAAUUAAAGCCAUUGGAUCUGUGUCAGUUUCCGUUCUCUGCCAAGCAGAAGGAGGUCUGCAUUAAUCCCUAUCACUACAAGAGGGUAGAGAGUCCGGUACUGCCACCAGUGUUGGUUCCUAGACACUCGGAAUAUGCUCCCGGCCAUUCUCUAUUGCCGUUUCAGCAAUUGGCCGAUCCGAGCAUGCCACACAAUGUGUCCUAUUCAUCUAGUGGUUUCAAUGCCAGUUCCACAACCGGUGUAAAUCCGACAUCGCCUAUGUCAUCCGUUGGUUCUGUGCCUAGUCCAGGCAGCACAACCUUGCCAAAUCCUCAAAGUCCAUAUGGUACUAAUGGAUUACCAGAGACACCACCGCCAGCAUACUCUCCACCCGAAGAUGGCUCUCAGACCGGGCAAACCACUUCUUCGGAUUCAGUCCCGAUGGAUACAAGCACGUCCAUCGAAUCAGCCACACCUGUAUGUUACCAAGAACCACCCUAUUGGGCCUCGAUCGCUUAUUACGAGUUGAAUUGUCGAGUGGGCGAGGUGUUUCACUGUCAAACACAUUCUGUCAUUAUUGACGGUUUUACAAAUCCGAGCAACAAUUCCGAUCGCUUCUGUCUCGGGCAGCUGUCCAAUGUAAAUCGAAAUUCUACGAUAGAGAACACGAGGCGACAUAUAGGCAAAGGAGUGCAUCUGUAUUACGUGGGGGGAGAGGUUUAUGCCGAGUGCCUUUCAGAUUCGGCGAUAUUUGUACAAUCUAGGAAUUGCAAUCACCACCACGGCUUUCAUCCCAGCACAGUUUGUAAAAUUCCACCGGGUUGUUCCUUAAAGAUAUUCAACAAUCAAGAAUUCGCCCAGCUUCUGUCGCAAAGCGUAAAUCAUGGCUUUGAAGCUGUCUACGAGUUAACGAAAAUGUGUACAAUUAGAAUGUCUUUCGUAAAGGGAUGGGGUGCCGAGUACCAUAGGCAGGAUGUCACAUCAACUCCCUGUUGGAUUGAGGCACAUCUGCAUGGACCUUUACAGUGGUUAGACAAAGUUUUAACGCAGAUGGGUCCGCCCCAUAACGCCAUAAGUUCUGUGUCAUAAGUAAUAUGCAUCACUAAAAUUUUUAUUUUUUUUUUUUUUUUGUUAAGAAACGAUUAGUUUCGAUGCACUUUUAAGAAUUUAGCUAUAAUUGGCCAUAUUCGCCACACACAUGAGAGUUACGGAGACUGUGCACAGACGAAAUACAAUUACAGUAAGUUGCUUUAUAUCUAUAAUGAAAUGAAUAUGUAAUGCGUUUGAAGAAAAUAUAAAAACUUAAGAGAAGUUACGCGAAAAAAGAUAUUUAUAACGUGAAAGAUAUUUGAGAAAUCUUAUGAUGAUUAUAAGAUGUACAUGUUUAUAGAUGCUGUAAAAACUUUUGUGGCUGUUACACGGAAAAAAAGAAUAUUAUAUAGAUAUAAUCAUAUAUAUAUAUAUACAUCUAUAUAUAUGAAAAAAAUAUUUUUCAGAUCUAUGCAUCAGUCUAAUACUUUAUUUUAUAUGGAGACUUAUUGUGGACAUAUUUGUCAGUGUUAUACUACAAACAAAAUCCUUUUAAUUGAAAUCUUAGACGAUUUUUAAUUGUGAUGAUAAAAAAAAAUUGAUGAAAGUAAAUUCUCCCAAUUAUAGGAAGCGAAAAAAUAUUCUGUUUAAAUCGAGCAUAAUCUAACGAUUAUGCCUGUUAACUAACGUGUGUGCUUUAAAGUACAUUUAUGUCUGUAUAGAUUUAUUCAAAUUUAUCGUUAAAUAACUUUUAAUGUAGUUGCGGGCUUUUAUUGAUACAAUCUAUAUUUCAAUGUAAAAUGUUGGACGUUGAUCUCACGUUGACUAUUGGAAGUUAACUGCGUCCGAUGAAACAUUGAAUUCACUAAUCUGUAGAAAGAUCAUCUACAGUCAUGGCUUAUACUCCAUCUCUAUACAGAUUAUAUUGCAUUGUAUUCUCGAUUAUUGUGCAUCAUGCGAUUCGACGCUUUCCAUAUUACACACAAUUCCUAAGAACAAUACACGAUUAGGUAAGUCCUUAUGUGUUAUAAAUAUAUGAAAUUUUACGUGCUCUGUAUAUAAAUAUAUAUUUCUGUAUGGAAAUUGUCAUGCGAGUAUAUACAAGUGUAUGUGUGAAAAUGAAAAGAAGUUAUCUAUUAAUAGAUUUAUAUAUUGCUUAACUAAAAGUUACAUUUAACAAUUGAUCGGAGUUGAGCUUGAUAUUACGUUUAUUACUUUUUUACAUUACGAAAGGUGCCAAAAAGAAUAAAAUAUUCGCAUAAUACGUUUUAAUUUACGCACUGUGAUAUUUUAUCAGAGAAAUGCAAUUCUUUCAUUGUAUAUCUAAUCACACGUUCCCAAAGUGUCAGAUCAAGUAUCUCAAAAGUACAUCGAUAUUUAGUGUCUUAAAACAGUCAGAUAUUUAACAGUGCCUAAUAAUAGACAAUAUACCAUCUUUUUUCACUGCCGUUUGCUGUCAUUAGUUUUGCCGAUGUGUGCCUAGCUGUGAUUCUUUGCUAUUCGAUUGCUAUUGGCAAACUCGCGAUUCGGUGAUAACAAAAGAAAGUAUGAAAGGGAACAAAGCUACUUGUUCGACUACAAUUAUUAUAUUACAAUUUUUUCAGGGUAGACAAAGUAGGAGGAAAGAAAAUAUUUGCCUAAUUAAAUGUUAAGGAAAGAAUAAGAUGUAAUUUACAGUCGGAUAUAAUUGGAACAAGUUGUUUGGUACAAACGUAAACACCGAUAAAAUAUUUCCAUAUUGCAUAAUGUGGUAUAAUUGCGCUAAGUAUACAACUGAUGGAGACAAUAAUUGACGACUUCAAAAAAAAGCUAAAAUGUAAGAUGCUUUCAGUCCAUUCUAAUAAAAGGAAAUUUAUUGUUUGAUACUGCGAUAAUUAAUCUGAUUGUAUUUUGUAUGAAAGAAUCGAUUCGGUAUUCUAUAUUAGAGAACAAAACUAGAAAUAGAAAAAUGCUAUAAAUUUAUGGCCAUUUUUAUAUCUUUCUUUGAAUCAGUUUCUUUCUGCAAGAUACGAUAUGAUUUUGCUUGAUAUUGAGAAGUGCACACAAAUUAUAGAUCAUUAAUUAGAUCGUAAUCUAUGUGUCGGUGAAUUAUUAAGUAGUGAAUCGAUUAGAAUGGAAUUGCGAAAUUUUUUUAACACAUUGAACUCUGUAGCGUACGAAACGAACACGGUGCAUUACUAUAAGAUAGUACGUGCAGAAGAUAUACGUGUACAUGAAUAGUUUUUCAUAUGCAAGAUAAUGAUUGUAGCUUAUAUCUCACGUUAUCAUCAGUCUUCAUUUUUUUUUUUUUGCUAACUGAAUCGUUAUAGAUUAGUCGCGAAGCCCGUUUACAAAACAAUCUUGCCUGAGUCUUCGAAUCUAAUUUUCGAAAUGAAAUGUAUUUUAAAGUCUACGACAAUUCGAUUUCAAAUUUAGUUUCAAAAAUUGAUGAAGCACUAUACUUUGUUGCGCGCCACCCAACGUCUGUGCCUUGGAUGCCUUUUAUAUUAUGUAGUUAUGUAAACAACCAUAAUGUAAUGCAAUUUUUGAAAUGUAUAAUAGUAAAGUACACAGAAGUUUUCCCAUCCAAC
Messenger RNA from Pogonomyrmex barbatus (red harvester ant), 4693 nucleotides. It is a transcript of the gene Mad, whose product is annotated as mothers against decapentaplegic homolog 1. Gene Ontology annotation, molecular function: RNA polymerase II cis-regulatory region sequence-specific DNA binding; DNA-binding transcription factor activity, RNA polymerase II-specific; I-SMAD binding. Gene Ontology annotation, biological process: BMP signaling pathway; cell differentiation; regulation of transcription by RNA polymerase II. Gene Ontology annotation, cellular component: heteromeric SMAD protein complex. NCBI's taxonomy places the organism in Eukaryota, Metazoa, Arthropoda, Insecta, Hymenoptera, Formicidae. The record is from RefSeq and is a predicted model, not a curated record.